AUGACCGGCUCUUAUCAUGGCACUGCCCGGACUAUUUCGGUCAUCGCAGGCACUCUGGUAGCUCUGUCCUGCGGAACUAAUUAUGCAUACUCGGCAUGGGCACCUCAGUUUGCGCAUCGCAUGAAGCUCUCGUCGACCGAGAGUAAUUUGAUCGGUGCCGCGGGAAAUCUGGGCAUGUAUGCGAUGGGCAUCCCAAUGGGAUUAUUGACGGAUGCUCGUGGCCCACGACUGAUCACCCUGGUCGGUUCGAUCUUGCUGGCGUUGGGAUACUAUCCAAUUUACCUAGCGUAUCAAUCGGGAGAGGGCUCGGUGCCAAUUAUCUUCCUGUGCUUUUUCGCUUUCUUGACGGGUACCGGUGGCUGCUCUGCCUUUGGUGGUGCCAUUAAGACAGCUGCUUCAAACUUCCCCGAUCACCGUGGUACAGCAACUGCGUUUCCGUUGGCUGCCUUCGGACUGAGUGCUCUGUUCUGGUCUAAUGUUUCCACAUUAAUCUUCAAGGAAGACACCGGUCGCUUCCUCCUCUUGUUGGCACUUGGAACCUCGAUUCUCUCUUUUUGCUCUAUCCCAUUCCUUCGAAUAUUUUCCGUCGAGUCCUACUCAUCUCUACCUCAUCAUGGCCCUGGUGACCAGGGCAAUUCUCAGCGGAUGCGCCGCGGAAGCAAUGUGCCUGUGAACUCGGAGGACCACAACUCUACUGCAUUCGCUCAUGGGCAAUCGGCACACGCGCGUACGCAAUCGACAGUGUCAAACCACCGAGCCUAUGGCGCCGAUUCGGAUGAGACCUCCUCCCUAGUGUCUAAGCCCGAUGGUAGACCCUCCUUCGACACACUAGAUGACGAUUACCUGGGCGUUGUGGCUAUGGAGGCGCACCACCCGGAUAUUCGCGGGUUGACGAUGUUACGCCAUAUUGAUUUCUGGCAGUUGUUCCUGACCAUGGCGCUGUUAUCCGGUAUUGGUUUGAUGACCAUUAACAACAUUGGCAAUAGCGCCAAGGCCCUCUGGCUCUAUUACGAUGACAGUGCUACUUCCAAAUUCAUCCAUCAACGACAGGUCAUGCAUGUCUCGAUUCUCUCAUUCUGCAACUUCCUCGGCCGGCUCUUCAGCGGCAUCGGCUCCGACAUUCUUGUCAAGAAACUAAACAUGUCCCGCUUCUGGUGUCUUCUAAUCUCAGCCGUUGUCUUCACCCUGACCCAAUUUGCGGCCUCCUCAAUCUCCAACCCGAAUACGCUGGUCGUUGUCUCUGCUUUUACUGGUGUUGCCUACGGAUUUUUGUUCGGCGUAUUCCCCUCCUUGGUCGCACAUACCUUUGGCAUUGGCGGUCUUUCACAGAACUGGGGUGUCAUGACUCUAGCCCCCGUGUUCAGUGGAAACGUCUUCAAUCUUCUAUACGGCACCGUCUACGACCGACACUCCGUUAUCGGCCACGAAGGUGACCGCGAGUGUCCCGAUGGCCUGGCCUGUUACCGCUCCGCCUAUUACCUGACUUUCUUCUCCGGGCUUGCGGGCAUAGGCGUUUGUUUAUGGAGUAUCCUCCGCGAGAGACAGAUUCACAACGUUGGGCGGAAGAAGACCGAUCACCGACUCGCAUAG
This is a messenger RNA of Penicillium subrubescens, 1590 nucleotides long. RefSeq lists its product as uncharacterized. NCBI's taxonomy places the organism in Eukaryota, Fungi, Ascomycota, Eurotiomycetes, Eurotiales, Aspergillaceae. The coding region runs from base 1 to 1590 and encodes 529 amino acids. The transcript is spliced from 8 exons. Gene Ontology annotation, cellular component: membrane. The record is from RefSeq and is a predicted model, not a curated record.